Messenger RNA from Dioszegia hungarica, 1434 nucleotides. RefSeq lists its product as uncharacterized. NCBI's taxonomy places the organism in Eukaryota, Fungi, Basidiomycota, Tremellomycetes, Tremellales, Bulleribasidiaceae. The transcript has 6 exons. The coding region runs from base 1 to 1434 and encodes 477 amino acids. The record is from RefSeq and is a predicted model, not a curated record.
AUGACCACAGCCCCCUCGCUUGCCAGCUCAGCAGCGCCAGCUUCCCCUCAGACUCAGCAGACACCUGUACUUCCUGCACCUCCACCCAGCUACUCAUCUGGCCCCGCACCUGUAGCUCUUGCCGGUACAAGCGAGCACCUCCACGCCCCCUUCUCCGCCGUCCAGGAUCUGCAGUACCACCAGCUCUUCACCCGUCCUUCCACCGUCGUUAGCCUCACUGAGCCUAUCUUACCCGUCACAAAGCUCGUCGAGACAUACCCGGACGAUAACGAGUGGAAGAGUAAUGAUCCCAAGUUGACCGAUGCUGCUCUCCUGUACGACUUCUUUCGACUGAAGGCGGCCGAACCUAUCCGUCUCAUAGUGAAUGUUCACGGCUCGCACACCGAAACAGAGGUCUACUAUACCUACCGAACCAACCCCCACAACAAUCAGCGCGAGCAGGUCCGCCAGACGCGCACCAAGCUCAUCACCGAUUUCAACUUUACGGUCCCUGUCCUCCCCCUCCCCUCGGGCCAGCCUACCGAUGUCACGCUCUAUACAGCAAGUAUGGGCGAAGGCGCAGAGGCGAAUCCGCUGCCGUGGAACGCGAGAGAGUCUGAGAAGUGGAAGAAGAGCAAUGGACUGCCGGGGUGGGCAGAUGCGGCGGUGACUCGGGAAAUGUACAAUCUCAAGAAUCCGACGGAGCCGCUGCCGGCCCCUGUACCUGCCUCCAUCCCGGAGCCGGCAAGUCCCCCGGUGGGAAAGGAGAAGGACCUGGAAUUGGGGCUACCGGUCGUUGAAGGGACGUCGACCGGACCGAGGGGUUUGAAGGAGCUGUGCGAGGCGUACGUCCAGGAUCAUGGGCGGCUGAAGGAGAUAGAGAUGAAAGUGGAGGUGUAUGGCUGGGAUCAGGAGAAGGUCAUCGCUGCCAUCACGAACUGCAUCCACGCCACAGGCUACUCGUCCAUGAUUGUCGUAUCAUUCAGCUCGUCCCCAAAGCGGUACAUCGUCCGACCGUUCAACAGCCUCACCAAGCUCAAGCGAAACUUCUGGCUAAUGGUCCUCGCUUGUAUCACUCUGGUAUACCCCGCCAUCUGGAUUUUCUUGCACAUCACCGGUAAGGAUGGGGAGAAGUACAACACGAUUCGCGCAGACCACGCCCUGAAGGGAUACGUCCCAGUGGAGGGAACCUUCCCAGGCGAGACACUCGUUCAAGCUCACGCCCGCGUGCACCCGGCCGAUGCUGCAAGGCCGGCGGGACACGUCGAUACAUCCCACCGAGAGCUCGUCACUGGGCCGCUGGGCGUAUACGCGAUGAGCGGGAUCAAGGAGGGUGUGUGGUUGAGGACGUGGGAGGGAAAGAUUGCCGAGGCAGCUAGCAAUAGGUAUCAGGGUGAGUUGACGUCAGAUGUGGCGCCAGGGGCGGUUGUUGGGGGAGGGUUGGACGGGUAUUGA